UGCACCAUAAACAUUGAAGUUAUUAUCAUGUUUUCAUCCAGUUGAUAACAUUGAAGUUAGUCAGACAUGGGGAAGAACAAAAACAGAACAAUCCUGCCGGGAGCAACUAGAGAGGAGCUGAUGAUUUUAACUGUUUCGGAAAUUGUGAAAGAGUUACUUCAAGCCCAUGAGGAUGGAAAAGAUGUCAACCUAAAUAGAAUAAAGUCCAGAAUAUCCAGCAAAUAUGGAUUGUCAAGUCAACCAAGAUUGGUUGAUAUUAUUGCAGCAGUUCCCCCUCAGCACAAAAAGAUCCUGUUACCAAAACUCAAGGCCAAGCCAGUGAGAACAGCCAGUGGAAUAGCUGUUGUAGCAGUCAUGUGUAAACCACAUAGAUGUCCUCACAUUGCAAUGACAGGCAACAUCUGUGUAUACUGUCCUGGAGGUCCUGACUCUGACUUCGAGUACUCUACUCAGUCCUACACUGGAUAUGAGCCAACAUCAAUGAGAGCCAUCCGCGCUCGAUAUAAUCCUUACUUACAGACAAGACAUCGAGUAGAACAGCUGAUGUCACUGGGUCACAGUGUGGACAAGGUGGAGUUUAUUGUGAUGGGUGGAACAUUUAUGAGCCUUCCUGAUGAUUACCGAGACUACUUCAUAAGGAAUCUCCAUGAUGCUUUAUCUGGUCACACCAGUAGUAGUGUUGAAGAAGCAGUCAAGUACUCAGAGAAGAGCAAGUCAAAAUGUAUUGGCAUUACUAUAGAAACACGUCCUGAUUAUUGUCUGAGGAAACACAUCAGUGACAUGCUGAAGUAUGGAUGUACAAGACAAGAGAUCGGAGUACAAAGUGUGUAUGAGGAUGUUGCCAGGGACACCAACAGAGGUCACACUGUAAAAGCUGUGUGUGAGUCCUUCAGGAUGUCUAAGGACGCAGGCUUCAAGGUUGUCGCACACAUGAUGCCAGAUUUACCUAAUGUUAGCUGGGAGAGAGACAUAGAGCAGUUUAUUGAAUUUUUUGAAAAUCCUGCAUUCAGAGCUGAUGGUUUAAAGAUAUAUCCUACCCUGGUGAUCAGGGGCACUGGUCUGUAUGAGUUGUGGAAAACGGGACGAUACAAGAGUUAUCCCCCAAGUGGACUGGUGGAUCUAGUUGCUAGGAUCCUGGCAUUAGUGCCACCGUGGACCAGGGUCUACAGAGUACAGAGAGAUAUUCCCAUGCCACUGGUUAGCUCUGGAGUAGAGCACGGCAACCUUCGAGAACUAGCCUUAGCCCGUAUGAAGGACCUUGGUUCCCAGUGUCGAGAUGUCCGUACACGAGAAGUCGGCAUACAAGAAAUACAUCACAAGGUUAAACCGUUUGAGGCAGAGCUGAUCCGCCGAGACUAUACAGCCAAUGGUGGAUGGGAAACUUUCCUUUCGUAUGAAGAUCCUGAACAGGACAUUCUCAUUGGCUUGCUUCGACUUCGGAGAUGUGCAGCAGACACAUUCAGGGCAGAGCUGAAGGGUGGAUGUUCUAUUGUACGGGAACUUCAUGUCUAUGGUACAGCUGUACCAGUCCAUGGUAGAGACCCAACAAAGUUCCAACACCAGGGUUUUGGUAUGCUUUUGAUGGAGGAGGCAGCAAGAAUAGCCAAGGAGGAACAUGGGUCCCAGAAAAUAGCUGUUAUUUCAGGUGUGGGAACUCGCAACUAUUACAGGAAGUUGGGAUAUGAACUUGAAGGGCCAUACAUGACUAAAUCUCUGUGAUGAAGCAUCUGAAUGGAAAGCUGACACAUCCUGCCAUACGAGGCCUUCCCUGAAAUUGUUGACACACUACCUGUGAUAUCCAGCAAAGGAUACUGAUAUUUAGCUACAGACAUAAGAAAUGAUACCAUUUAAUUUGCUUGGUUUAUCACAGCAUCAACAGCCUUGGUCACUUUUAGGCAGAGUUUCCCUGUAGUAGCUGGUGGCUACUUAACUGAACAGUAUGCUGGAGGCCUGUUGCAUGCCAAUUAGGGGUAGAGUGUCUGUCCCAAGGACACAACUGAUACAGCACAAGACAGUCUGUUUCUUAGUUUCCUAAGAAAUACAAAACAGCCUUAGUGGAGUUUUUCAAACAACACACUGCAGAUCUUCACUGAUGUUGCUAAGUCAAACACUCUACUAGCUGAGCUGUUGUUGGCCCUGAGAGUAGAUAUAUCUUACCCAUGUACGGAAAUCAUAAUUCUGGAGGUUUUAUUUUUUACUCCUACCUAAGAUUAUAGAAAGAAGGUGUAUUGGUAAUGCAGUAACGAAGAACAUUGUGAGUUUUCUCCAAUAUUUAUAAAUUUAUUGAUGACUUGUAUGGACAGAUCACUGUAAAGCCUUCACAGCAAGCCUGUGUAUUACUUAUAUAUUUCCAUUAGGCUCCUUCAGCUGUGCAAUGUUUUAAUGAAGGAUUUUAUUCCAAAUCUGUUGGUUGAAGUGAUAAUUUGCUGACAUCACUGACCAAGCUAAAAUGAUAUCCAGCCUCAUAUUCAUGUUAACAAAAAAGUUGUUUUUUGUUUUUAGUUACUUCCCGAUCAGAGUUUACUAUGUCGGUUUUGAAUCAGACCUCACUAUGUUCAAUAUAAUAUCAACAUGAAAUUCUGCUUCAAGAGACUUCACACCAAACCUUGGGGAAUUUCUCUCGUUUUCAUUGUAGAUAUAUCAUGUCUUUCAAUGUGGAAUUUAAGCAUAUAUAUUUGAUGUAAGCCUAGAGUGUAUACUGUUGGAUUACCAAACAACACCCUUGCGAUAAUGUUAUUGUUAUUAAUGAAAUAAAUCAAUUAAAAACAUCA
Messenger RNA from Ylistrum balloti, 2771 nucleotides. RefSeq names its product elongator complex protein 3. Gene Ontology annotation, cellular component: cytoplasm; elongator holoenzyme complex; nucleus. The transcript is spliced from 17 exons. Gene Ontology annotation, molecular function: iron-sulfur cluster binding; acyltransferase activity, transferring groups other than amino-acyl groups. Bases 67 to 1719 code for a protein of 550 amino acids. Gene Ontology annotation, biological process: tRNA wobble base 5-methoxycarbonylmethyl-2-thiouridinylation. NCBI's taxonomy places the organism in Eukaryota, Metazoa, Mollusca, Bivalvia, Pectinida, Pectinidae. The record is from RefSeq and is a predicted model, not a curated record.